Messenger RNA from Parathielavia appendiculata, 751 nucleotides. RefSeq lists its product as uncharacterized. Gene Ontology annotation, cellular component: endoplasmic reticulum. NCBI's taxonomy places the organism in Eukaryota, Fungi, Ascomycota, Sordariomycetes, Sordariales, Chaetomiaceae. The record is from RefSeq and is a predicted model, not a curated record. The transcript has 3 exons. The coding region runs from base 135 to 341 and encodes 68 amino acids.
UCCUCAGGACUCCGAAUUUUAACGUCACAACCGGCUUCGAAUCUUACAUUCCUCUUGAUCGUCCGCGUCCACCAGGACCCGCCCCUGAACCUUCAAUCCCUCCUCCCUCCACCCCCCGUCUACACAUCAUCACAAUGGCCCAGACACCGCAGCAAAGGAGGGCAAACCUCAAGUUCCAAAAGGAGCAAGAGGCGCGCAUGGGCAAGUCGGAGGACCAGAUCAAGAAGCGGGCCAAGGAUGCGCCCAAGUCGCCCAUCUCCCCACUCUGGCUCGUCCUCCUCGCGUUCGUCGUCUUUGGCGGGCUCUUCUUCGAGGUCAUCUCACGCAUCUUUUUCCGAUGAUUGCUGGGCUGGGAAAGUGAUGGAGGGAUAGACAAGGGAGUAAGGUCGUGGAAGAAAGGAUUGGAGGAAAGAAACUAUGCAUGGAUUGCCACGUGGCUAAACAGGAGAUGGGAGCGCGCCACGAGACGGAUGCCGGGUCCCCCUUACACCUGGUUGGAUUCGGAAAGGGCGCGAUGCCGUUGCAUUGGCACACAUGUACAAUAUCACCACCCGGGCCUUGGUUGGUAUGAGGGUCUGACUUUUCUAGCGUAUACCAUUUCCCUCGCCCAACAUCUACAGAUGGCAGCGAAGCGGGGUUGAAGCUGUGUUUCCAGCUAUAAAAAUACGGGUAUGCUGACUUGAUACGGUUGCCAUCAAGCUAACACGACAAAGUCUCCUGAUUCAAGCGCCCAGGCCCUUCCGCUGACCAC